This is a messenger RNA of Cornus florida, 1226 nucleotides long. RefSeq lists its product as uncharacterized. Gene Ontology annotation, biological process: regulation of DNA-templated transcription; chloroplast organization. NCBI's taxonomy places the organism in Eukaryota, Viridiplantae, Streptophyta, Magnoliopsida, Cornales, Cornaceae. The transcript is spliced from 2 exons. Gene Ontology annotation, cellular component: chloroplast. The record is from RefSeq and is a predicted model, not a curated record. Bases 147 to 1226 code for a protein of 359 amino acids. Gene Ontology annotation, molecular function: double-stranded DNA binding.
GCAGGUUCAAGAGCACCUAACGAUCAGGUGAGUUCCUCUUGACGGUGUUCAGCGCAUUCCAUCUCCAAUAAUGAUUUAUAUAUACACUAAAAUACUAGUUCGUUCUAGUGUCUCUUGUGUUCUAGAUUCAACAAUCCCUAAAUUGUAUGCCCUUCAAACCCAUCCCAUCUUCAUCUCUCAAAUCCAUCUCAACUUCCGCAGAUCAACACUCAUUUACUGUCAAUUACCUGAUAAAUUCAUGUGGGUUGAGUCCAGAAACUGCCAUUUCACCUUCCAAACGCGUCAAUUUCAAAAAUCUAGAAAAACCAGAUUCGGUUCUCAACUUGUUCAAGAGCCAUGGAUUCAGCAAAACUCAGAUCUCAACUAUCACUAGAAAAAUCCCGGAACUUCUCUUAUCGGAUCCCAAGGAAAUCCUUCUGCCCAAAUUCGACUUCUUUUACACCACUGGCAUUUCCAGCACUGAGCUCUUGAAGAUAGUGUCCAUUAGCCCUGGCAUAUUGCACCGUAGCUUGAAGAACCAAAUCAUACCGUCUUUCAAUUUGUUGAAGAAUAUAUUUGGUUUGGAUGAUAACUUUAUGGCGGCCUUUAAACGAUUCCCUGGGAUGGUAUGCCGCGAUCAUAGUGCUACUACAUUCCCCAGCACUGAAAUUUUGAGACAACACGGGGUGCCAUAUUCGAAUAUUGUGUACUUGCUUACUCAUCAGCCUAGGUCACUCAUGAUUGUAAAGCCUGAUAGAUUCAAGGAGGUAGUGGAGGAUGUUAAGAAAAUGGGUUUGAACCCUUCACAAUCACUGUUUGUUUUGGCGGUUGUCGCAUUGACGUCAAUGAGUAAAUCAACAUGGAUAAGGAAGAUGGAGGUUUAUGAGAAGUGGGGUUGGUCUGAGGAAGAAACAAUCUUGGCUUUUACAAGAUUUUCGUGGUGUAUGACGGUAUCUGUGGAGAAGUUAAUGGCGGUGCUAAAUUUUUAUGUUAACACAAUGGGUUGGAAGUCUUCCCUAAUUGCUCGUGAUCCAAUAUUAUUAUCAAUGAGCUUGGGUAAGAGGAUAAUUUCCAGGUGUUCGGUGCUUCAAGUUUUGUUGUCAAAAGGUUUGAUUAAGAAACCCAUUAAUGCAGCCACAUUGUUGAAGUACACCGAGAGUUUGUUCCUCAAGAAGUUUGUGAUGUGUUACGAGGAAACUCCUCAGUUAUUGAAACUAUAUCAUAAAAAAUUGGACCUUACAAAAUAA